AUGGACGGGCCCCUCUGCGGGUCCCGGGGCCGGUCCCGGGGCGGGUCCCGGGGCGGGUGCGGGUCCCGCCGGGCGCUGGGGGCCGCCUGCCUGCUGCUGCUGGGGGCCGGCUGCUGGGCGCCGGGGGGGGCGGGGUCCCCCACCCCGCCGCCGCCCCCCGCCGCCCCGCAGCCCCCCGCCGCCGCCCCGCACGACGCCUGCACCUCCUGCGGCUUCAGGCGGCCCGAGGAGCCCGGGAAAGUGGACGGAGACUUCCUGGAGGCGGUGAAGCGGCACAUCCUCAGCCGGCUGCAGAUGCGGGAGCGCCCCAACAUCACCCACGCCGUGCCCAAGGCGGCCAUGGUCACCGCCCUGAGGAAGCUGCACGCCGGCAAGGUGCGGGAGGACGGCCGCCUGGAGAUCCCCCACCUGGACGGACACGCCAGCCCCGGACCCGACGGCCAGGACCAAGUGUCCGAGAUCAUCAGUUUCGCCGAGACAGAUGACCUUGCCUCCUCCAGGGUCCGCCUGUAUUUUUUCAUCUCCAACGAAGGCAACCAGAAUCUGUUUGUCGUGCAAGCCAGUCUGUGGCUGUAUUUGAAGCUGCUCCCUUACGUGUUAGAGAAGGGCAGUCGGAGGAAAGUCAGAGUCAGGGUCUAUUUCCAGGCCUCGGAGAGCAGCAGCAAGUGGAAUGUGGUGGAAAAGAAGGUGGAUCUCAAGAGGAGCGGCUGGCACACCUUCCCGCUGACGGAGGCCAUCCAGGCCCUGUUUGAACGAGGCGAGAGGAGGCUCACCCUGGAUCUCCAGUGCGAGGGCUGCGAGGAGCUGGCCGUGCUCCCCAUCUACGUGGACCCCGGGGAGGAAUCCCACAGGCCCUUCCUGGUGGUGCAGGCCCGCCUGGCCGACAACAAGCACCGCAUCCGCAAGAGAGGCCUGGAGUGCGACGGGCGGACUAAUCUCUGCUGUCGGCAGCAGUUCUUCAUCGACUUCCGUCUCAUCGGGUGGAACGACUGGAUCAUCGCGCCCACCGGCUACUUUGGGAAUUACUGUGAAGGGAGCUGCCCGGCCUAUUUGGCCGGCGUCCCCGGGUCGGCUUCCUCUUUCCACACCGCCGUGGUGAACCAGUACCGCAUGCGGGGGCUGAACCCGGGGACCGUGAACUCCUGCUGCAUCCCCACCAAGCUCAGCACCAUGUCCAUGCUGUACUUCGACGACGAGUACAACAUCGUGAAGAGGGAUGUCCCCAAUAUGAUCGUGGAAGAGUGCGGUUGCGCUUGAUCGGAGCACUUCCAAAUGAGGAGUCGCGAGAGGCUAAAAUCAGAGCGGGUCGGCGAUCCCCAAGCAGCAAGACUGAUUCCUCUAUGACCGUGGCUGUGUUGUCUGAGCUACCACCCAGAUAAGGUUUGGGGAUGUGGGCAUUACUCGAUGCUUUAUCCGAUCCCUGAAGUUCAUCGACCGAUAUGCCUGAUUCGUAACCGAGAUGCUCUUCCAGUUUGGGAUCGUACUCACCUUUAGUUGAAAUUGUAGGGUUCCAGCAGGAAAAAGAAAAAAAAAAAUCAGAGUUGCCAUCUGUGUCCGACGGGGGACUCCGCAAGAACCCGGUGGGGGAAAACGCUCCCCUCUGGGCCCCAGACAAGCAAACCAAUGAACCCUAAAGUAGGAGACCCUGCGACCUGACGGAUGUGUUCGGAAAAUUCAGGGCAGGGAAGGAGCUUUCUAAGAGAGUUUGGCGAGAAAGAGCGCGCUCUCAGUUUCCUUACCGGGAGAGGUCGAUGGCGGCCAUGAGGUUCAGAAAACACCAAUCCAGCAUAGCACUUGCAAACUGCUUGAAUGCACGUAUUAUAGCACUUGCUGAUUUCAAUGCCUUCGGAAGUGGUACUUGAUAGUGCACUUACCUUUGCUCACUAUCUAGUUAAACAAGUGCCGCAUGAGCUAUGCAAUUUAAAGUGUUGACCCAUACUAGACAAAACUGGACUUAUAUGACUUUUUUUAUAUUUUUUUAUACUUGAAAUGAAAUCUUUUGCUUCUUUUUUAAGCGAAUGAUUGCUUUUAAUGUUUGCACUGAUUUAGUUGCAUGAUUAGUCAACAACUGCCAUUUGAAAAAAAAAAGUUAUUUUUAUAGCAGCAAAAAAUGAAUACAGUUAAAUGUAUUAUACAUAAUUUUGGAACCAAAGAGGCCAACAUAUUAGUUAUAAUUUUUAUUAGAUGGCCAGGCCAUCACCCAUGAUGUAGACAUUCCAUCUUAGCAAUCCCUUGUAAGGCCUGCCGAUUAUUUCAGGGUACAGAUGGAUUGUGUUUGUUGAGUUCUAUAUGUCUUUUCUAUACCAUACGCACACGGAAUGUAGAGUGAAAAUGACUAUUGUAGAAUACGGAUGUGCAUCCUUAAAUCCCAAUUUUUAUGUUUAUUUAAUAAAGUUCCUUUUAGGUUCUGUUUCAUAAUAAUUUAAAACCAAACGAUUUCCACGUAGACUUGCUGUUAAAGUAUUUUACAUUUGUGUACAGUUUAAGUAAAUAAAAAAAACGGUUGGAAAAUGA
This is a messenger RNA of Ornithorhynchus anatinus (platypus), 2514 nucleotides long. RefSeq names its product inhibin subunit beta B (gene INHBB). Bases 1 to 1257 code for a protein of 418 amino acids. Gene Ontology annotation, cellular component: extracellular region. The transcript is spliced from 3 exons. The record is from RefSeq and is a predicted model, not a curated record. NCBI's taxonomy places the organism in Eukaryota, Metazoa, Chordata, Mammalia, Monotremata, Ornithorhynchidae. Gene Ontology annotation, biological process: SMAD protein signal transduction; BMP signaling pathway. Gene Ontology annotation, molecular function: cytokine activity; growth factor activity.